This is a messenger RNA of Melitaea cinxia (Glanville fritillary), 2393 nucleotides long. Its product is annotated as nitric oxide-associated protein 1. The transcript has 3 exons. The coding region runs from base 192 to 2330 and encodes 712 amino acids. Lineage: Eukaryota; Metazoa; Arthropoda; Insecta; Lepidoptera; Nymphalidae. The record is from RefSeq and is a predicted model, not a curated record. Gene Ontology annotation, molecular function: GTP binding.
GCGUGACAUUAGACGUCAAAAUAAAUUAAGAUUAUGACGGCCGCAAUUGUUGUUGUUAUAUCAAUUUUGUGAUUUAAGCAGAAAAUAUGUAAAUCUGAGUUAACGGAACUAUAAAAAGUAUUUUAUUAGCAAAUAAUCAAGUGUUUUGAUGAGAAUUGAUUCUUAGAAAUGUUACAAUCGCAUGAUUCAUCAUGAUAUAUUCGUUGCGAAACAUUUUAAGGUUACAUCGAAAGCGCAACGCAUUUGCUCGUUUUAACCACAACAGAGCUUCCAAUAACGCGGAAAACGGUAACGAAAACAAAACUCAAGAUGAAAAGAAAGACUUUAAAAGCCUCUUUGAACAAUACAAAGAUAAAAUAAUAUUUAGUUCGUACCUCGAGCACGACAAGAUUGAACUGGGAUACUUCAAGUACCAUUUAAAAACAAUUACGCGAGCUAAGCGAGCGGAAGCGAAACUGUUUGAAGAAAAGAAAUUACCACCGUUGCCUGUCGCAUUGCAGUAUUACGUCGAAAAAGAUAGGUUAUUGGACGAGGAAAUUGUCGAGGAAGAAGAAGAAUCAUCUAAAAAAUUUCAAUUGCCUUUCGCACGUACAACAGACGUUGAAAUACGCGAAGAUGAUAUUAAAAUCCCAGAGGAGUCUGAGGAGGUUAAGAAAGAGUUUGACAGGUCAAAUAUUAGCAAGUGGAUGACAAACUAUGAGCAUUUUGAUGACACACGGUUGGCGAUGUACGAAGAUGAAAGUGAUAAUGUCGUAGAAAAUGAUUGGUGUCAAUAUUACGGCACUGCGGAUCCCACAAUACCAAUCAGCAAUGUCAAUUGUGGUGGCUGUGGAGCCCUGCUGCAUUGCAACGACCCUGCUAUACCCGGUUACUUGCCAAGCGAGCUGUUUAAAGGGCGAGAAAUCGAUGAAUUAAAGACAAUGGAAUGUCAGAGGUGUCAUUUUCUUGCAGAAUACAAUAUCGCAUUGGAUGUCACAGUUCAACCAGAAGAAUAUGAAAAACUUCUCCAAUCAAUAAGGCAUGUUAAGUCUUUAGUGUUACUGAUGGUGGACUUAUUGGAUUUCCCGUGCUCCAUUUGGCCUGGUAUAGUGGACAUUAUUGGUCCCGAAAGGCCCCUUUUUAUUGUGGCUAAUAAGGUUGAUCUUCUGCCCGGUGACAGCAUUGGCUACUUAAAACGUAUCAAAAAGUCACUAAUGACAGAAAUAAAAAAGACUAAAUUAAAGGAGGCCAAUAUCAAGUAUGUUACAUUAAUAUCUGCUAAAACUGGUUAUGGUGUAGAGAAUUUGAUAUCAGCCAUGUUCAAAAAAUGGUUGUACAAAGGUGAUGUCUUUCUAGUAGGCUGUACUAAUGUUGGUAAGAGUUCUCUUUUUAAUACACUUCUACAAUCGGACUACUGUAAAGUACAUGCCGUUGACAUAGUGAAGAGAGCAACAGUGAGCAGAUGGCCCGGCACAACUCUGCAUCUCUUAAAAUUCCCAAUCAACAGACCAUCUGGGUGGAAAAUUCGAGAGAGGAGCAAUAGACUUGAAUCUGAAGCCCAACUUUUAAAAACAGAAAAUGAAAUAAGAAAAGAACAAUUAUCUAGUAAAAAAAAGUCAGAAGUGCCAUCAUUAAUUGGUCAUAUAGGUAGAACAUUCAAUCAAUAUGAAGUGUCUAGUGAUAAUAUUGCUGAGAAACAUCAACCAUUAACUGUGCUUGAUGAGAAACACGAGUUGUUUCGAAAGAGUAAAUGGUUUUAUGACACACCGGGUGUAAUUCUUCCAGACCAAGUACUCUCUCUCCUCAGCACUGAGGAGCUGCUUCUGACAUUGCCAAAAAAUCUUAUUAGACCACAGACCUAUUACCUACAAAAAGGAUCAACGUUUUUCAUUGGAGGUUUAGCAAGAGUGGAUCUCUUUGACUGCACAGAUCCUUGUCGCUUUACUAUUUUCUGCUCUGAAAAUCUUCCUAUUACAGUAGUCAAUACUGAAGAAGCUGACGAAAUUUACGAUAAAUUUGUUGGAACUGAAUUGUUUGCUGUACCUUCAGGUGGAUCAGUAAGACUGAACAAUUGGCCAGGUUUACAAAGAAAACAGGAUAAUAUUAAUUUCACUGGCGAGGGUCCUAAAUUAUGUUGCGGUGACAUAGUUCUAUCUUCGAUUGCGUGGGUCUCAGUGACCGCUAAAAAAGACACACCAUGUGUAGUUACAGCGUGGACUCCUGAAGGCAGAGGAAUCCACAGACGGUACCCCUCCAUGUUACCAUAUUCCAUCAAUUUAAAAGGCAAGAGAGUCCGAGACACACCAGUGUAUAUGUUAGGAAAAGUUUACACAGAAGAUGAUGAGUAUUAAAUUGUAAUAAAAUUGUUUAAUGAAACUAUUUAGUAUAAAAUUAAUAAUUAUGAUUCUCACAAC